Messenger RNA from Brienomyrus brachyistius, 3796 nucleotides. RefSeq lists its product as uncharacterized. Lineage: Eukaryota; Metazoa; Chordata; Actinopteri; Osteoglossiformes; Mormyridae. The coding region runs from base 549 to 1289 and encodes 246 amino acids. The transcript has 6 exons. The record is from RefSeq and is a predicted model, not a curated record.
GCAAAGCAGGCCCCUGGAUUUCCAGCUCAAAUUCAAAUAGACGGGCAGGGCAGGCGACAUGGGAGCUCGCGACUGCGGGAGGAGUUUCCCUGCUCACCUACGCUUACAUGGGAAACAACAGCGCUCACCUACAACUCCUUUAUAACCGACACCUGGCUGACGUGUGAUUGGUGUCUUUCGGGCCUUUUAAUAUACCCUGUCCCUCAUGGAUGACAGUAAAUAUUUGAAAUAUAAAUGAGAAGAAGUUAGUAGUGGAAAAAACAAUACCUCCGGCAAGCAGGUGCCACACCUCUAUCGGCGUAGCAGAUAACGUUUCUAAGGGGUGCCAGCUGGGAGUACAGUGAUAAGAGCACAGCACCAGCCUGAACGGACUGAAUGAGCUGGGUGUCCCUUAUAUGGGCGUCCACAUUGGCUAAGAACGCUCUGCCGAGGCCCCUUGCUGUAGCAGUUGUGCUACACCACUGACCAGAUGGGGUGCAGUUGCUGUAGGAUGAUUAAAAGGGCUUCCAGAAAGAGGUUGUCGGAUUUAUUUUGUGUGUGCAUGUAAAAUGCGGGCACAUGCAAGAUGGGCCCUAGAACUGAGGAGGGGAGGCGUGGAAAAUCUCUCUUCCAAACAAGAUACUCAAAGUUACAUCUAUGACCCCUCAGUUUCUGUCGACAUUCCCAGGCGGAAAAGUGAGAGCUGCAUUAGUACACAGUACCAGCAGAAAUCCAUAGUGUCUGACAGUAGCCACAAAGUACAAGGCUUUCACAACUUGGGCUACAGCAGCGGGAACUCCGAGGCGUUUGAGAGGGAUCCCGAUAAAUUGCGGAUCGACAACAAUGAGAUCAACCGCCUGCACACCAGUCCGGCCCCCAUGGAGCCGGGCCUCGUGGGGGGACAGAACCUGUACAUUCUCCAGGUGGGAAACAAUCUGCAGAACUGCACGGUGCCAAACACAGCAAAAGCCUCACCCAGUGUGCCUUCAGAGUGUUCGGCCGGCACAGACAGGAGUCUGCAGGGGGACACCUGGACAGGCCUGCCUUCCGGAAAGUGGCUGGAAGGCCUGGCGCAGGUGGACAGGACAGAGUCUUAUGCUAGCAUGGCUAGUCUGUCCACUGUAGAAACCAGAGUGAGCCACCUGGAAUCAGAGGAUGCCACAGUGUUGCCUGAGCUGGACACGCAGGGUGGGGGCGACGCUCGGGAGAAUGGUGGGGACUCGGAGGACCGCGGGAGUGUGCUGGACUCGGACGUGGCUGAGGCACUGGCCGCACUGGAAGCAGCUAUGGCGGGUGAGGACUGUGACUGAAUACAGUACUGGCUGCAGGCAUCUGGAGAUUACCCAGAAUGCCAGCUGGCUUCCUUACUUGUGUCUAUGACACAGAUACUGCAUGUACCCUUAUGGAUAAAGGAUUGUCACAUAUGCUAAAGCAUUUCACACUAGCAUAUGAACAGGGAAUAUAUUCUGUCUGUCAAAAACACAGAAAAUGGCAUUUAUUAACACUAAAUUUGUAUGCUUGACCGUGUGCAUAUAGGGCGUAACUGUAUGCAUGUGCAUGACGGCUGAGGAAUUAGCGUGGGUUUAUGAAUGAUGCUGUGUGUUUUGACUCAUUGGUCACGUAUUGACUCUUCAGUGACGUAUUCCUUUUUAAUACUGAAUGUAUAUAUAUUAAGAUUGGUAGUGGACUAUGUGCAUGUUUUGUAGUCAGAUCAAACGUUCAUCUUAUUCUUCCCUCUAAGCUUCUAAAACAUGUUGAUCCAAAUACUGACCCCCGAGACUGUCUACAACAUGUCUGUCUGAAUGCCGGCCCUUUUUUUGGUAGAGAAGAGGCACAAAUCCCAUUUCCAGAUUGGUUCUCCAUUUCUGUGCUCCUAGCAGUGGCCAUAUACUGUGAAUCUACUGUUUUAUGUCGCUCCAGGGGUUUUUAAUCGUCUGCGGCACUGAAGCCUUACAAGCUGCUGGGACGCAUCCUCAUCGAAUGCACAAAGCUUGUUUUUUUGUUUUAUAUCAACCUGAUCAUUCUAUGCGUGUCCUGUCCAGUUAUUUAUACUGUGCAUUCAUCUCUUCUGUCUAAACAUGUAUUUUUAAGUGUAGAUUUGAUUCGUAAUCCCUCCAUUUGAAUGGGCACUGUGGCAGGUUUUGGGAGCAAUGCAGUAGCCUUGGACGGUGUGUGUGUGAGAGAGAGAGAGAGAGAGAGAGAGCGAGCCCUGAAUUCAUUGUGAUACUGAAACAUCUGAAUCAAAGUUGACAGAUGUGCCACAUUAUGCGAAUAUUUUAGCAACUGUACUAUACCCUGUCACAAAGACUUUUUUUUUUAUUAUCAUUUUUACACUUUAGUGAAGGUCAUUAUCCAUUGAAGGAAUCUCCAUGUGUUAUGUCUUGUUUAACGCGUGUAUGUUUGUCAGCCGCUGUGUAUGGCCUAUGGAGUGUGUGUGCGUGUGUGCGCGUGCAUGUUUUUGUUUGCCAUAUUACUGCCAAGUAGUUGAUUGCUUAAAAAGUCAAUUAAACCCACAAUGUUCCCUGACCUCAAUGCUGGAAUGCAUUUACUGUGUUUUACUGCUCCCUGGAGCGUGAGUCUGCAUGACUGUGCUUGGAGAUGGUGACGCGCUCUCCUUUGGAAAGCAGGGUAGCAUGAGCGUCAGCAGCUCGCAAUAUAACGCAGACCUGCUCCUUUCUGCACGCCUCAGAUCCUUAUGCUGUGAUAACAUCGCCUCCCCACCCCCACCGGGACACGAAUAUACAAAUGGGCAACUUUGCAAAGCUUUCUCAAACAUGCCUUUCCCCGGCAUAUGCAAAGUACUUUGGGUCAGUGCUGCCAGUGCCUUACACGCUGCCCGCCGGGCACACCUGCUCGCUAUCUGCCAGGGAAGGAGGAGAGCAGGCCGCCGCUGGCAUGUGAACUCGCUUAACGUGCUCGGUGCGGCACAGGUGUUCCGUCGGCUGAGAGUGCGGAGAGGUUUGUCGUCGUCGUCUGCUUCUCCAUUUGCUCAGUCUCCCUCGCUUAGUGGGAACGGCGCUUCAGGGCAGACACAUGCGGACGGCCAUUCAGGGUGCCUGAUUAAACGUGCCCCGCUUUCAGCAUCUUGGUGCUCCUUUUCAACAACAGACGAUCAUUCAAAAUUGACUUUAUUAGGGAAAAAUGUGAGCAGCACCUGCCCUUCAAUGUCUUUACAUGGCCCUGCUUUGGAGCGAUUCAAGUCCUUCACUAACCCUGCCUGGUUAUUUAAAUAGCAUGGGCAAGUUGAAGGUUACUUAAGUUCUCUUGUAGUCUGAAUUCAACUGGGUCAUCGCUUGCUAUUUAUAAGGUACCCACGGUGAGCUAAAUGAAUAUUGUAUCUGAGCAUGUGUACGGUGUCCCGGAGCCACAGUGUUGCUCUAGUGACUGUGUGCAUCUGCCUAUAGGUGCAGUUCUCAAGUUACUAUGUACGAUCGCAACCAUCUGUGUACAGUAACACUGCUCAUCAGAUAAUGCAGCACAGAGCCGGAUCCUGCCAACUGUAAUGUCACCUGUGGCAAGCUUCAAAUCGCAAGAAAACAAGAAAAACUCUUUAAUUUCAAUGAUGGGAUUAUGCCUAGAUGGAAAAUCUUUUUUCGGCAACUAUUUUCGACUAUUGUGUGCAGGGUCUGUUCGGUAAUCAAUCUUCUUUCAUUAAAUGAAUCUUAAAAUGUGUGUGUUGCAAUAUAAUUUGCCGACUAUUGGAAACCUAUUUAAAAACAUAUUGUGAAAUGUCAGUUUCUGAAUGUGUACCGGAUAAAAUUCUGUUAUCCAGGUUUGUGUUUUUGAAAAGGUAUUAAACAUGUUAUGAAUUUUUCAA